AUGGAGAAAGCAGAUGCUGGCAAUCAGCCAUCAAAACCCACUGAGGAUAAAGAUCAACCCAGAAGUCUCCCUUAUUCUGUUGAAACACCAUAUGGCUUCCAUUUAGACCUGGACUUUCUGAAAUAUGUGGAUGACAUUGAAAAAGGAAAUACCAUUAAAAGGGUUCACAUUCACAGGAAGGCCAAACAGCCAAAGUUCAGCACACUGCCUCGGAAUUUCAGCCUGCCUGAGAAAAGAUCCCGUGCAUACGCUUCCUCCCCCAAUAAGAGCUGGACUGCAACCUGUUCAUUUGCACAAAGGAAGGCAUCACUAGGGGCAGAAGAAACCACCUGUCUUAUCACAUCGUAUGACUCACCACAAUCUUUAACUGCAGAGGAGCCAAGUUACAGAAAAAAGGCCCUUUUAGCAGAAACAAUCAGACAAGCAGAGGUCAUCCACCAUGAAGAAGAGCCUGGCAGCUGUAGAGGGAGGCCACAGCUGUUAAGGGCUUCCAGCAUGCCAGCCAAACUUCUACCAAGUAAAAGUUCAGAAGAGGAAAGUCAGUGCUCCAAGCCUUCUGAGCCCUCAGCACUGUCUCAGCCUUGUGAUGGAAAGAGCUUCACAGAAAUUCCCUUUAGCCCUGCAAAGGAGUUACUGGAUUCACACUAUUCUGAUAGUGUCACAUUACAUUUCCCCAAAGAGCCAAGGAAUGUGCAAGAGCAAAUCAAAGUGGUGUUCCAGAAAAAUGAGCAGCCUGAGGGACAACAGGUGAAAGCCAUCCCCGAGCUGGAUCCCCAACCCUUCGAGUUUCCUAGGGAGAGAAUGCAAAUCCAAUCUCCACAUCAAAGCCAGCAUUUCAUAGCUCAAGAGCUGCUCCUGGUUACAGAGAGUGGAGGAGAGGAAUGCUACGCACCAGAGACAAAUAAAUGUCCUGAAUUAGUCAAGGAUGAAUCAAUCUCAUCAAAUGCCCCCAAGUUUAUGCAUGAAAAUGAGAACCGUGAAGAAACAGAAUUAAACAUAAGUGAGAUCAUGCCAUGUGCACCAGAGAAGACUGAAGUUAGAAGCGUUUGGGCUAGAGCAAAUGAGGAAAACGUAGAUCUUGAACCUUUGCUUUGUGACACAGUAGAACCCAGCAGGAUCACAGCACUGAAACAACAGAUCACUGUUCUGGAGGAGCAACUAAAUAGCAAAAUAGAGGAACUUGAGCAGAUCAAAGUAGUGCUGAAGCAGCAGGAUAGUGAGAUCAAAGCAAAGGAGAGAAGCAUUAAAAUACUGGCAAGCUCCAAAGCUCAACUGGAAGAGAAACUUUGUCAGGAAAACACCAAAGAAACUGAACCGUCCAAGCAGGAUGGAAAUGUCCUGCAAUACCAUGAUGCUGCAGUGAACACUGAAUUUAUGCAAGCAAACACGUUUAAGGAGGCCUAUGACAAGGGUGUCAAUGUUAAUAUUCCAGUCGCUACAGAAUCUGUAGGAUGUGGUACCUAUGGAGUGGACAACGUGAACUUGCAGGCUCAGGAGUUAAGAAGAAUGCCUGUUCAUACGGAUCAGGGGUUGGCAGAUGUUCACACUGGUGUCAGAGAGGAAGGGGCUGCAUCGCUUGCCAAACAGAGAGGAACUGGAAUUGACACUGAGCCUCCUGUCUUUACACCACGCUUCACUGAGCUGAAGAUAGAUGAACAGAUCAAUGAUGACUGUCAACAUCAAAGAAAUAGCUAUGACAGACAGUCUUGUGCUGCUAGCUCUCUGAUUGGAGAAAGCUGUUCAAGAACAGGAAGAGCUGACUCGAAUGGAAAUAAACCAGGUGGAAAUAAACCAGUUUUUGCCGGGGAUGUAAAGCAAGAUCUGAUUGAGGAGGAAAACCAUACAGAACAACAAGAUUCCUCUGCAGAUGACCCCAUAGGCCAAUAUGUUAAAAAAAUCCAGGAGCUUUUGCAAGAGCAGUGGAUGUGCUUGGAGCAUGGCUAUCCAGAGUUAGCAAGUGCUAUUAAACACCCUGCAUCGAAGCUUAGUUCCAUCCAGAAUCAGAUAGUUAAUUCCUUAAACUUGCUGUUAUCUGCCUAUUCUACCCAAGCACCAUCAGAUAAGGAGAACUCGAACACGCAGUAUCAACAAUUGGAAAUCUCUCCAACCACAAGUCUUAAAUCAAUCAUGAAAAAGAAAGGUUAUGGUUUCCAUGCAGGAGGUAAUGGGACCAAAAAGAAUCUUCAGUUUGUUGGGGUAAAUGGUGGUUACGAAACAACGUCAAGUGAAGACACCAGCUGUGAAGACAGCUCAUCGGAAGGAAAUUCUGACAGCGAGAUGGAGAGGAAGUAUGACACUUUAGAGCACAGACAGGUGAAAGCUGCCCGUGAAAACAAACAUGCCUCAUCUGGAGUCUCCCAGUGCACUAGACAUGAAGACAAUGAGCCACAGGAACUGGAAGAAAUAACAAUGGCUAGCAUUCAAUCCAAGACUGACAGAUGCAAACCCUCAGAAGAUUUUCUUGAUGGCUGCCUGUUAUUGAGCAAACACCUUUCAGAAAUAAGGACCUCCAAUGACAAACAUUUGAGACACAUCUUAAACACGGUCUGUCAAGAGUGGUUCCGAGUCUCUACUAGGAAAUCCUCCAGCCCUGAGGUUGUUGCAGCUUAUCUCAAAGAAUUCAAAGCAAUUCAUCCCCAGCUACUGAAGAUGAUCAUAAACUUGGCGGAUGGAAAUGGGAAUACAGCUCUUCAUUACAGUGUUUCCCAUUCCAACUUUCUGAUUGUGAAGCUUCUACUAGAUACAGGUGUUUGUGAUGUGGACCAUCAAAAUAAAGCUGGAUAUACUGCAGUGAUGAUCACACCACUGGCAUCAGCAGAAAGUGAUGAAGACAUGGAGGUGGUCUUAAAGCUGUUGAAAGAAGGGAACGUAAACAUACGGGCAAGUCAGGGAGGCCAGACUGCCUUAAUAUUAGGUGUCAGCCAUGACAGGGGAGAUAUGGUGAAAGCCUUGUUGUCUUGCAAGGCUGACAUAAACCAGCAGGAUGAUAAUGGAACAUCAGCACUGAUGGUUGCCUGUCAGCAUGGCAAUGCUGAGAUCGCGAAGCUUCUUCUGGCUCACCCUGGUUGUAACACUACAUUAACGGACAAGAGUGGUAAUUCUGCUCUGUCUGUCGCUCUGAAAUCUGCCCACAUGGAAAUUGCAGAGCUCCUCCAAGCCCACAUAGAGCAGAGCCGGUCUUUGGCUAAAUAA
Molecule: messenger RNA, 3192 nt
Organism: Emys orbicularis (European pond turtle)
Lineage: Eukaryota; Metazoa; Chordata; Testudines; Emydidae
Gene: KANK4
Product: KN motif and ankyrin repeat domains 4
Exons: 9
Coding region: 1-3192 (1063 amino acids)
Biological process (GO): negative regulation of actin filament polymerization
Cellular component (GO): cytoskeleton; cytoplasm
Molecular function (GO): protein binding
Source: RefSeq, a predicted model, not a curated record